This is a messenger RNA of Danio rerio (zebrafish), 4697 nucleotides long. RefSeq names its product nicotinamide nucleotide transhydrogenase (gene nnt). Gene Ontology annotation, molecular function: oxidoreductase activity; proton-translocating NAD(P)+ transhydrogenase activity. Gene Ontology annotation, biological process: proton transmembrane transport. NCBI's taxonomy places the organism in Eukaryota, Metazoa, Chordata, Actinopteri, Cypriniformes, Danionidae. The record is from RefSeq and is marked provisional. Gene Ontology annotation, cellular component: mitochondrial inner membrane.
CGCAUUCAAAGGUCGCUGAUUGAUGCUCUCUCUCGUCCCGGAGGAGGGCCGUUCCGACUGCACAGCUCCUCCUUGUGUCUCUGAUGGCGAGUCUUCUGCGUGUGGUGGCCAGCAGCUGUUCCAGCCCCCUGUUCUCUGGGCUACAAUGUGCCCGGACGGUGAAGAAACCUUGUGUGCGCUUCUUUAGGACACAUCAAGCCCUCAACCGCCUCACUAGUCCAGGCAUUCCUUACAAACAGCUGACCGUCGGCGUUCCUAAGGAAAUCUUUCAGAAUGAGCGUCGAGUGGCCAUCUCUCCUGCCGGAGUGGAAGCUCUCAUCAAGCAGGGCUUUAAUGUGGUGGUGGAGUCCGGCGCGGGAGAAUCUGCCAAGUUCUCUGAUGACAUGUACACAAAAGCAGGAGCCACCAUCAGGGACGUCAAGGAUGUCUUCUCAUCUGAUGUUCUCCUUAAGGUUCGUGCUCCCAUGUUGAACCCCACUCUAGGAGUUCAUGAGGCCAGCCUGAUGAGUGAAGGAGCCACGCUUGUCAGUUUCAUCUAUCCUGCUCAGAACCCUGAGCUGAUGGACACGUUGUCUCAGCGCAAAGCCACUGUCCUGGCCAUGGACCAGGUGCCGCGUGUUACUAUUGCUCAGGGUUAUGAUGCCCUCAGCUCCAUGGCCAACAUUGCUGGCUAUAAAGCCGUGGUCCUGGCAGCUAACAACUUUGGCCGCUUCUUCACUGGUCAGAUCACAGCCGCAGGGAAGGUUCCUCCUGCUAAGGUGUUGAUCAUUGGAGGUGGAGUGGCUGGAUUGGCUGCUGCUGGAUCUGCCCGCGCUAUGGGUGCCAUUGUCAGAGGAUUUGAUACCAGAGCGGCUGCACUGGAGCAGUUUAAGUCCCUGGGCGCUGAACCUCUUGAGGUGGAUAUUAAGGAGUCAGGAGAAGGUCAGGGUGGUUACGCUAAGGAGAUGUCCAAGGAGUUCAUCGAGGCAGAGAUGAAGCUGUUUGCCAAGCAGUGUUUGGAUGUUGACAUCAUUAUCACUACCGCGCUCAUCCCCGGUCGGAAGGCCCCUGUGCUGAUUACUAAGGAAAUGGUGGAGACCAUGAAAGACGGUUCAGUGGUGGUGGAUCUGGCUGCAGAGGCAGGGGGAAACAUCGAGACCACGGUUCCUGGAGAACUGUCUGUUCACAAAGGUGUGAUUCACGUCGGCUAUACUGAUAUUCCCAGUCGUCUCCCGACUCAAGCCAGCACUUUAUACUCUAACAACAUCACUAAACUUAUCCGCGCCAUCAGCCCAGACAAGGAAACUUUCUACUUUGAUGUGAAAAACGAGUUUGAUUUUGGCACGAUGGACCAUGUCAUCCGAGGUUCAGUCGUUAUGCAGGAUGGAAAAGUGCUUUUCCCUGCACCGCAACCUCAGAACGUACCGGUGGCAGCCCCUCCAAAACAAAAGACUGUCCAGGAGCUGCAGAAGGAAAAAGCAUCUGCCGUCUCACCCUUCAGAGCCACCCUCACCACGGCUGGGGUUUAUACCGGAGGUCUGGGUACAGCGAUUGGUCUUGGACUAUGUGCUCCCAAUGCUGCUUUCACUCAGAUGGUAACAACCUUUGGCCUGGCAGGAAUUGUGGGAUACCACACCGUAUGGGGCGUCACUCCUGCUCUUCAUUCUCCACUUAUGUCUGUUACAAAUGCAAUUUCUGGUUUGACAGCUGUUGGUGGUCUAUCCCUCAUGGGUGGUGGCUAUCUCCCCAGCAGCACAGCCGAGACUCUGGCCGUUCUCGCUGCUUUCAUCUCCUCUGUCAACAUCGCCGGUGGUUUCUUGGUCACUCAGAGGAUGUUGGACAUGUUCAAGCGGCCCACUGAUCCUCCAGAGUACAACUACUUGUAUCUUCUUCCUACUGGUGUGUUUGUUGGUGGUUAUGGAGUUGCUCUUCAAAGCGGUUACAACAUUGAACAGAUGAUGUAUUUGGGCUCUGGCCUUUGCUGUGUGGGGGCUCUGGGGGGUCUGUCCACACAGUCUACAGCCCGUCUCGGAAACGCCCUUGGCAUGAUUGGAGUGGCUGGAGGUAUUGCAGCCACUUUUGGAGUGCUGAAACCUUCUCCUGAGCUCAUGGCACAGAUGAGUGCAGCCAUGGCAGUGGGUGGCACUGCUGGUUUGACCAUUGCUAAAAAGAUCCAGAUUUCAGACUUGCCCCAGCUUGUUGCUGCUUUCCACAGUCUGGUGGGUCUGGCCGCUGUCCUCACCUGUGUGGCCGAGUACAUGGUGGAGUAUCCUCACUUUGCCACCGACCCUGCUGCCAACCUCACUAAGAUCGUGGCUUACCUGGGCACCUACAUCGGUGGAGUCACAUUCAGUGGGUCUCUGGUGGCUUAUGGCAAACUGCAAGGUCUCCUGAACUCUGCUCCGCUAAUGCUUCCUGGUCGUCAUGCGCUGAACGCCACCCUCAUGGCAGCCAGUGUGGGCGGCAUGAUCCCCUAUAUGCUUGAUCCCAGCUACACCACUGGCAUUACCUGCCUGGGCUCUGUUUCUGCUCUCUCUGCUGUCAUGGGCCUGACCCUGACAGCCGCCAUCGGAGGGGCCGACAUGCCCGUGGUGAUCACAGUGCUAAACAGCUACUCCGGCUGGGCCCUAUGCGCUGAAGGCUUCCUGCUGAAUAACAACUUGCUGACCAUUGUGGGUGCCCUCAUUGGCUCUUCUGGUGCCAUCCUCUCAUACAUCAUGUGUGUGGCCAUGAACCGAUCCCUGGCUAAUGUCAUUCUGGGAGGCUACGGCACAUCAUCCACCGGCACAGGGAAGCCUAUGGAGAUCACAGGUACCCACACCGAGGUCAACGUGGAUCAGACGGUGGAUCUGAUCAAGGAGGCUCAUAAUAUCAUCAUCGUUCCAGGUUAUGGUCUGUGUGCAGCAAAAGCUCAGUAUCCCAUUGCUGAUCUUGUGAAGUCACUGACUGAUCAGGGCAAGAAAGUCAGGUUUGGAAUCCACCCUGUGGCUGGUCGAAUGCCGGGCCAGCUGAAUGUACUGCUGGCUGAAGCUGGUGUGCCAUAUGAUGUUGUGCUGGAGAUGGAUGAGAUCAAUGAAGACUUCCCUGAAACUGAUCUGGUUUUGGUCAUUGGAGCUAAUGAUACAGUGAAUUCUGCAGCCCAAGAAGACCCUAACUCCAUCAUUGCUGGCAUGCCUGUUUUGGAGGUCUGGAAGUCCAAGCAGGUCGUCGUGAUGAAAAGAUCUCUGGGAGUUGGAUAUGCCGCUGUGGACAACCCUAUCUUCUACAAACCAAACACAUCUAUGCUUUUGGGUGAUGCCAAGAAGACUUGUGAUGCUCUGUCUGCCAAGGUCCGCGAGGGCUAAAGAGGAAAGACAAGAUCUGACCUUGCUUUGCACCAGAUGAGUCACAGAGAUGAGGAGAUCGAACAAACCCAAUAAACCCUUAGAUAAUAAAUUAGCACAAAUAGAAUUAAGCUCUUAAUGACACACACUAUGGCCGUUUUGAUUUAUUUAGCCAUAGAAAUAGGAAGUUUAUUCAGUGUUUCCAGGAUUUUUAUUUUUGUUCUUCUUUAAACACUUUUUAGGUCCCAUUUCAAUCGAGUUAAAAGGAAAAAAGCAUUACAGCAUUAUCACAUUGCAUCAAAGCAUGACAUUGAUUAGCAUUAUUAAAUGAAGCUAAGCUAAUUUUUGUAUUAUAAAUACAGUUUUUAUGUUUUUAGCAUUAUCAUAUAUUAAUUUUCUCAACUUCAAACUGUAUGCUUUUUUCCCUUUUUCUUGCUUAUUGUUAAUUUCCUGCAAACUUACCAUGUGCAUUAAGUGACCAGCUGAUGGUAUAGUGUGUUGUUCCAAGCGAGGAAUUACCCCUGCAGCUUCAGAGGACCAUUUCCAAACAAUGCAAAUUUUCUCUUAAGAGCUCAAAGCGUUGAAGGAUCGCUGCUGAAAUGAAGUACAGUCCUAGCUAAUUUCACUGAAGAUUUAAACACAGAAUCCCAAACACCUGUGGCUCCUCCAUAAGACAAGAUUUGUAUUUCCCAACCACUCGUAAUUUAAUUGAAUGUCACUGUAGUGGUGAGGUUAGCAUGAGUAGUUACUGUAUUUCUGCCCUGUUGUGCUCCCAAAUUAGUUCCCAGCAGUAAUCCUCUACAGUGUUUGACAGGGAGUGGAACAGAUGUACUGUACUUUACCCACCGGGACCUAAAGGAAUAGAUCUUGCGAGAUACAGGAACCAAGACAGACCAUUACAACGACCCUACCUCUCCAUAGUUUCAACUCGACCAAAACAAUCCCUCACCUCUCUGAUCUCACACUCCUCUGCUAAUAUUUGUCUCUAAGCUGGCCUACAUUUGGGUGCGUAGUUUGUUCCUAAGUGUAGACUGGAUGUAGGAAGUUACAUCGCAAAUAAGCUGCAAUUAUUUUGCUGAAAAUCACCAGGAAUAUUUUAUGUAAAAAGAAGUAAGGGAAUCAAUUGUCGGAAGGAGCAAGAAGUAUUUAUCGAACUCUGUUUGGGUUAAUACGGCGUGUGCAUUCCCUCCUGCUCUCUUCAGGAUAUGUCAUGUACACAGGUUCAAAUAGAAAUGAUUCUUUGAUAACUGCUUUGCAAUACAUGGGAGGGAAGAAGGCAAGUCUCCAGAUGUUUCAUUGUGCCAUGGUGAGGAAUUAAUGUCAUACUGUGAAAUGUUUUUUUUCUCUCCACUGUACCACAGAACAUCCCUCUUAAUAAACAUCCUGAUAAGAGAA